AAGGCUUCUCCGGAGUUCUAGCAGUUUGGAUUGAACGUUAAACGGUUUUCACUGUUUAUAACAUUCUGUUUUCCUUCCAUGGCUUCUGCUGCAUUGUCCAGCCACUCUCUCUUCUUCUCCCCUCGCCUCUCUGCGUUUCAGAAAUCCUUAAAAUCCCUAAAAUUCAAAACCCCAAAUCUCCAAUCCAUCCGUUAUUCUAAACUCUGUAAAUAUACCUCCGAUCUAGGGUUUACAAGCUUUGCUUCUUCUACAGUCUCCCAGCGUUCCAUCAAGUCCUUUCUCAGAGCCGAUGGUUCUGACUCUAGCGUGAUUGAUGGAAAAGAGGAUAAUCAGACCGUUGAGAAGAAAUCUGAAGGUGAAACAGCUCAGAAGAAUGUAUCCAAUCUGAAGACUCUCAUUAAAGUUUAUAAGGAGGCUAUUCUAGAUGGGGAUGAAAAAACUGUGUCCGAGAUAGAGGCAAUGAUAUAUAUCAUAGAAAAUGAGAAGAAUGAGUAUGGCCAGAAAGUUGCCACGUUAUCAGCCGAUAUAAUUUCUGGGAAAGACAAAUAUCUCAGAUUAAAAGCAGAUUUUGAAAAUUUUAGAAAACGUUCUGAUAAAGAACGUCUUACAUUGACAUCUGAUGCCCAGGAAGAAGUAAUUAGUAGCCUUCUGCAAAUAGUGGAUAAUUUUGAGAGAGCCAAGCAACAGAUUAGGCCAGAAACAGAGAAGGAGAAAAAGAUUGACACAAGCUAUCAGGGUAUAUACAAGCAAUUUGUAGAGAUCAUGAGAAGCAAACAAGUGGCUGUUGUGCCAACAGUCGGAAAGCCGUUUGAUCCUUCACUUCAUGAGGCCAUAGCUCGUGAAGAGUCACAAGAGUUCAAGGAAGGCAUUAUAAUCCAAGAAGUUCGUCGGGGCUUCCUUAUUGGCGGUAGACUUCUCAGACCAGCCAUAGUUAAAGUCUCUUCAGGCCCAGGUCAUAAGAAAACAUCCGAUACAGCAGAGAGGUCCACAGAGCAACCCACAGCAGCAGUUGAUUAGUUGAUUUUUUUAUGCGCUUCAGAUAACAUUUUUGCUGCUGCUGCUACUGCAACUGCAUGGAUCGGAAUACUUACCUUUCUUGUAGACACAUUGUGGAUGAGGAUGUUGAAUUGGUCACUUCCAGUGGAGUUUAUACUCGUAUCUAGUAGGCAUCACAUCUUGCUUGUCUCAAGAGCUCUUAUCUUUACUGCUCAGGUUUUCAGUGUAUCUGGUGGGAGGUAGAUGCAAGUUCUGGAGUAAAAGCUACUAUCCCUCCCUGCUUAGAGUAGGAGCAGGAAGGAGGGAAUCGGUGUCCUGAACCCCUCAACCAGCCCUGUUGUUUACUUGGCCUGAGCAUUUUGUGUGCCACUCUUUUUAUUUAUUAUUUGAUAACCUUAUUAACCAGGCAGAAUCUGCUUGGUUAUUCUGGGAUCUUAGCAUACCUUCAUACACGACAAUUUUAUUUAGGAUUGGGCAAAAUAAAGCAGUACUGUAAUUUGAUCACUUGUAUUGAUGCAAGAGAUUCUUGUGUCUAGGCCAGUCA
This is a messenger RNA of Telopea speciosissima, 1540 nucleotides long. Its product is annotated as protein GrpE. Gene Ontology annotation, biological process: protein folding. The transcript is spliced from 4 exons. Lineage: Eukaryota; Viridiplantae; Streptophyta; Magnoliopsida; Proteales; Proteaceae. Bases 79 to 1017 code for a protein of 312 amino acids. The record is from RefSeq and is a predicted model, not a curated record. Gene Ontology annotation, molecular function: adenyl-nucleotide exchange factor activity; protein-folding chaperone binding; protein homodimerization activity. Gene Ontology annotation, cellular component: chloroplast.